Molecule: messenger RNA, 1665 nt
Organism: Aspergillus melleus
Lineage: Eukaryota; Fungi; Ascomycota; Eurotiomycetes; Eurotiales; Aspergillaceae
Exons: 3
Coding region: 128-1111 (327 amino acids)
Source: RefSeq, a predicted model, not a curated record
CCCCCUCAUUUUCAUCUGUUCUCUUCAUCACUCCACUGGCUGGGUAGCAAGAUCAACCGAUAGAACGGUCCUAUCUUUACUUAACGAUCGUCUUCCCUAGACCCGAUUGCUCUGAUUGUACAGCAUCAUGGCUUCGGACUCGGAAACCAUCCGCAUCGGCUACGUCCCCGAGCACUACCUCACUCCACUCCACCUGGCCCUCCGCUCGCCGGCCCUGCAAUCGCUGCCCUUCAAGGUCUCCUUGAUUCCGUUCCCCUCCGGCACGGGACAUAUGAUCACCUCCCUUCGCGAGAAGGAGAUUGACAUCGGUAUUGGACUGACCGAGGGGUGGGUUGCCGGUCUAGCAGGGAAAGCGCAAGCCCAGAAGAAUGCUGCCUCGGGGGGUUACAGGAUGGUUGGACAAUGGGUUGAUACGCCCUUGCGAUGGGCCAUCGUGACGGGUCGCAAGAGAGAUGACAUCCAGACGGUGGCUGAUCUGAAGGAUAAGCGUGUUGGUAUAAGUCGACCGGGAAGUGGCUCUCAUAUCAUGUCCUUUGUCCUGGCCCAGAAGCAGGGCUGGCAACCCGACUCGUUGACUGCCGUGCCGCUGGGUCCGUUCGGGGCGUUGCGCAACGGAGUCACCGGCCAGGAUGACUCGCGUCCGGAGCAGAAGCCCGAGCCCACGGCGGAAUUCUUCAUGUGGGAGCAGUUCACCACGAAGCCUUAUUUCCACCCAACCGCGGAGAAGCCGGAGCCGCCGCUCAAGAAGUUCGACGAGAUUUACACCCCCUGGCCUUCCUGGAUGGUGGUCGCGUCGACGGCCGUCUUCCCUGACCCGGAACGCGAUUCCAAGCUGCAGCAGUUGUUUAAGCUUUUAGAUCAGGGCAUCCAGGACUUCGAGGCCGAUACGACGCAGGCAGUCAAGCUGCUCGGUACGGGAGAGCUCGGAUGCACGUACACCGAAGAGGAUGCGAAGGAAUGGUUGAAGGAUGUCAAGUUCGUGCAAGGUACUAAGGGCGUGGAUCGGAAGAUGGUAGAGAGCGUGGUAGAUGUCCUGAAGAUCGCCGGUGUUAUCGAUAGCAACAUGACUCAUGACGAGGCCGUUGAGAGAGUCAUUGGAAUCCACCGGUGAUCGCGGGAUUAAUGGUCGACGAAUGAAGACCGCACAGUAAACAGAACAUGUCGACUCGGCGACUAUAUCCGAUCAGAACUGCUUUUGCCAGGAUGCACAGACGUAGGAUGUCAGUAUACUCAAGGUUCUAGUGAGCCAAGCCAAAUGCCAUGUUCUUCAUCGCCAGGACGACAGUCGCAUUCCUCAUGGCGGGUCGGAGGACAUGCAAAGAUGGAUCGAGCUUCUGUAACCCUUGCAGCAUUGGGUUUUCCAAAAAUGGACGCACGAUAAUCCGAGUUACGAUUGCCUUCUGAACAGGCUCGGGUGUUUGCUCCUUGCAUGUCUUCGGGCCUUACGCUGCAGGCUACACAUGGGCUUCGAAUUAGACUCGCAUUGCAUGGGCAGCAACUUUACUGCCAAACUUUAGGUGUUCUUUGCUCAAACGCGCCUCGUCGAAAAAAACCAUUUAAUGACCUUUCCUCGGCACUUCGGAAAUCGGGUUUACAGGCAACAUCCCGGAAGACUGUUUUGGAGGUAAUAAUCCGCGGUAUCUCGGGCUUGUGGUGAACAAGAUG